ACUAAGAAAAAAAGAGAAUUUAAAAAUUAUUUAAAAUAACAUACACAUCAUAAUUCACAUCAUUUAUUUAAAAAUAUAAAUACAUAAAGAAUUCAACAAAAUGUUCAAUUUAUAUCAGAAUUUAAAUAAAAGAGAUGAUGAUCAUAAAGAAUCAGAUGUCACAGGACAUGAUAGAUUUUGGCAGGAACGUCCGAAAACACGUCGAAAACGUCGUGCUAUCAAUCGAAGAACUCAAAGUGCCAUUGAACUCGAUUCUGAGGCUAUAGUCUCUGCUCGAAGUACUUUUAGUACUUUUAGGCGUGGAAGAAGCGCAAAUAUCGAAGACGAAGAUAGUGACGAAGAAAAAAGUUAUCAAUUUACCAAUAAAAUUGACAAUCUAGCCAAAAUAUUAUUUAGUCGUGUAUCUGCUGCUCGAAGUUGUAAAGAUUCUGAUGUUAGAGAACGAUGGUUGCUCGCUAAUAAUACUAAUGCGACUAAUACAAUUUGUAGUCGUUGGUGUCUGCAUCUAAUUUGUUAUUGGUAUCAUUUGAGGAAUCGUUCAUCAACGCAAGAAAUAAUUCAUAAGCGCAAUUAUAAUUUUUCAAAUAAAGCGGAAAACAAUACUGUUGAUUGGAAUGGAAAACAUAAUUAUACAGAAUUGGGUCACGGAUCAUCUAUUUGUGAAAGUGUUGGCGAAUGUAUGGAAAUGGAGAAGAGGUCCAGGGAUCGUGCCUUAUCAAUUUGUCAAACUUAUGUUUGUAGAACAUCACGUUAUAAUUUCGUUAAACAGUUAAAUAAUCUCGGUUCUAGAAUGGACAAACAUUGGUUCAUAGUCAGAGAUACUUCUUUAAAAACCGAUCGAUUGAUUACGUUAGUUCCAUUGACUAAAAACUGUUUAUUGAAUAUAACUCCAAUGACGAAGAAUGUUUUGAAUGAUUUAUUCUUAGCCCUGCAACAUCCAUACAUAUGCCCUAUAUUUGAUAUCGAUUUUCUUGAAUAUGAUAAUAAAAAUUAUGUAAUUGUAGUUCAACCAAUAAGUCAAGGUAGUCUGAAAGAUUUGAUAUAUGGGAUCGAAAGAACAGGUUGGAAUGAAGAUUGGAAUCAAAAAUAUAGUUCUCAUGGUAAAGGACUUCCUUUACCUCAAGUUCAACAAAUGGGACGUCAAAUACUGGAAGCAUUAAUUUUUUUAAAAGAAAGAGGAUUUCCGACUGUAAUCCAUUUGCAUUCAGGAAAUGUGCUCAUUCAAAAUGGUGUCGCACGUCUCGCUGGUCUUGAAAAUACGCUUCUUGGUUUUACCAGUCGAAUACAUCCAUUAAUUUUUUCUCGAAUAUCACAAACUAUUUCAAUUGACAUGACAUGUUUUGGUCACAUGCUAUUUGAAAUGUGCGCUGGUUACGAAUUACCAUCAUUUAAGCCAAAUUCUGUUCAUCUAUCGGAUAUUGAAAUGUAUCCUCAAGUCAUCGAGUUAUUCAAAUUCAUAUUUGAUGAAUUAUCUAAUCGUCAUAAGAUUAUCGAGGAAAUUCUUGUUCAUGAUUUAUUCAGAAAUAUUGAUCUUCGUGAAAUGCGAAGUGUUCCCGUUACGUUAUUUCGUCCAAUCUUAACGCCGCCCAUUGUAAACUUUCUCGACAAUAUUAAACGACAAAAUGCUAAUAAGAGGCAAAGAUCGCGUUCUAUAAGCGACAUCUAUUUGACACGCAGAUUUUGAAUUAUACAUUUCGAUAGUAUCGAUAUUGAUAUGACAUCUUUACAUAAACGAUAUUCCAUUUGUAAAAAUUCUUUACUUGACGAAAUCUACAACGAACUUUCGAAUACAACUAUAUAAUUAAUAAAAAUAUUUAUUUUGUUAUUGCUAUUAUUAUAUUCAUAUGUUUCUUUACAAAAA
Molecule: messenger RNA, 1861 nt
Organism: Apis dorsata (giant honeybee)
Lineage: Eukaryota; Metazoa; Arthropoda; Insecta; Hymenoptera; Apidae
Gene: Slob
Product: slowpoke-binding protein
Exons: 10
Coding region: 101-1684 (527 amino acids)
Biological process (GO): protein phosphorylation
Cellular component (GO): cytoplasm
Molecular function (GO): protein serine/threonine kinase activity; ATP binding
Source: RefSeq, a predicted model, not a curated record